AUGAGUGAAGAUAGUGCUCGUCCAUCCGUUACCAUACUUCGAUCGGACGGAUCACCUUUACCAACAUCCUCUUCUUCGGGUGGUAAUGCGACAUCUUCGAGUUCUCACGGAAAUCCACCCCCACGACCACCAGCGACCUACGCAAACGCAUCCACUUCUGGAGCCAGUGGUUCAUCCACAAUCGGUUUGGAAGGAUUGAACGAUGACGAACAGUUGCCGCCAAAAUGGGAAAGACGUUUCACUGAGAGCGGUAGACCUUACUAUUUGGAUCAUUUGACAAAAACCACCACUUGGGUGCGCCCCGCUCCGCUACCCCCAGGUCACUUUGUUGAUUUCUCACCGUCUCUGUCUGCCAGUUGGGAGCGUCGUCUCGACCCGAACAAUCGAGUGUAUUACGUUGACCACAACACCCGAACCACAACUUGGCAGCAUCCCAGCCCAACUCUGUUGAACACAAUGGCCCAGUGGCAACAGAUGUCAGCCGCCCGAUCGGGCAUGUUACAGCAGCAGAUCAACGAGCGGACUCACUGUGAUGAUUGGGGUACCGAGCUUCCCAUCACCGAAUUUGUUGGUAUAGCAGAAUUCGAUACCCAGGCCCGUGGGUCCCAAAUCACACAACUGACGGUCGGGCAAACCGCCUGGUCAACAGCCCCGUUGCACGGUACAGUUAUUUCAAACGCAUUACUGGUUCGAUGA
This is a messenger RNA of Echinostoma caproni, 696 nucleotides long. The record is from the annotation of a GenBank genome assembly. NCBI's taxonomy places the organism in Eukaryota, Metazoa, Platyhelminthes, Trematoda, Plagiorchiida, Echinostomatidae.